Messenger RNA from Mucor velutinosus, 639 nucleotides. RefSeq lists its product as uncharacterized. Lineage: Eukaryota; Fungi; Mucoromycota; Mucoromycetes; Mucorales; Mucoraceae. The transcript has 2 exons. The record is from RefSeq and is a predicted model, not a curated record. The coding region runs from base 1 to 639 and encodes 212 amino acids.
AUGCAAGAAGGCGCCAUAAUACCAAUAGAAGAUGAUAACAUACAUAGUGUUAGAAAACCACCAGUGGCCGUAGCGACUUUACCUCACAUACCUGUUGCGACGAUAUCACCACCAGUAUUCCCCUCAGGGUCAUUAUCGACGUCUUCAGAGCCGGUGCUUCUCGCUGAAUUAAAUCCUCCAUCCACGCCUAACGCAACGAAUAAACGAAAGAGAGUAAAGGAAUCAGCUGUGAAACUUAUCAAUUUGGAAUGGUUUAAAAAAGAGCUCUCACCGACAUCAUUCAAUUUACUGUAUCAUUACAUUGGAAACGAGAGUGAGUUAUUGGCAGAGGUUCAAAAGCGAUUCAAAACGAUACUGAGUCUGGGGAAUCAAUACGAAGAGGAUGGCAUAUUUGAUUUCGAGGGGAUCCCACAAGAUUUGAGAACACAAAUGAGGGCAUAUCUUGGUAGCUCCAUUAGACGUCAAGCUGAGAACUACCAUGGGUUUGCCAUGGCUUGUCAAAUUCAGAAACGAGUAGAAGAAAACAAGGGUGCAUCUGAGGCAGAAAAGAAAAAGCGUUACAAGGAAAUAUUCUCUGUUAUUGCUGGUAAGGCAUGGACAAGGUACACCAACGUCUUAUCUAAAAAUAUAGGUAUGUAG